AUGGAAAGGCUUCUGUCCUCUUCACCCCCAACCCCUUUGAAACUCCAUCUAAAACCCUCUCCUUUCCUCAGUCGACUCGCUCGUAUUGAACUCGGUUUUCCCGCUUCACAACUGCCCAAUCUCAGACGGGUCCGCUUGGUUUCCUGCAAACAUCAAAACCCAUCUCCAUUUUCUUCUGGUUCUCCUUCUUCAUCGGCGCCGUCGAACAUUCUGCCGUCUCUCUCGUCGAACCGCGCCGGGUCGCCGAAUGGGUCGGAGCCAAAAUCCCAGAUUCUCAAUCAGAUCGCAACCAGGGAUUCUAAGCAGCGCAAGGCCAUCACCACUGGAGCAUUUGUUGCGCUUUCUGCACUUGUUUUGAUCUUAAUACAACCAGCUAUUGCACCAGCGGCUUUUGCAUCCUUUCCAACUGCAACCAACACUGGUAGCCCAGCCGCUGCUAUUGGGGGAAGACUGAUCCAGACAGAGUUGCUUAGCAGUGCAUGGACUGGUUUCUUUGCUGGUUGCUUACACACAUUAUCAGGGCCAGACCACCUAGCUGCUUUGGCUCCACUCUCAAUUGGACGUACCCGCAUAGAAAGUGCUCUAGUCGGAGCCCUCUGGGGAUGUGGCCAUGAUGCUGGCCAGGUUAUCUUUGGCUUGAUAUUUCUCUUACUAAAGGAUAGGCUUCAUAUUGAGAUUAUCCGAACUUGGGGCACAAGAGUUGUGGGGCUUACCCUACUAGUUAUUGGUGGUAUGGGUAUUAAGGAAGCUUCAGAAAUCCCUACUCCUUGUGUUGCCUUAGAGAAGGGCGAGUGUGAUGUUAGUGUAUAUGAGUCUCUAGAUAACCCUACAGUCGGAAAGAAGAAGAUUGGUUUUGCUACUUUUGCCACUGGAAUUGUCCACGGGCUGCAGCCAGAUGCAUUGAUGAUGGUCUUGCCAGCCCUCGCUUUGCCAUCUCGAGUAGCUGGCGCUGCAUUCCUGGUUAUGUUUUUAGUUGGGACCGUAGUUGCAAUGGGAAGCUAUACUGUCUUCAUAGGUUCAUGUAGUCAGGCAUUAAAGGAUCGAGUUCCCAGAAUUACAGAGAAACUGACAUGGGCUUCAUCCCUGGUUGCAAUUGCUCUUGGAUUCGCCAUCAUCAUCAGCCAGUUCUUCGGGUAUAGCCUGUAUUAGAUUUUUUGACCCGGUAAAGACGAACGUUUUGAGGCUUCUUCGCAGGUGUUAGAUAAAGAUCUUAGAAGGAUUAUUCGAUUUGUUUAGAACAAAAAUUCGUCUGCGCAGUUUUAUUUUAGAGGGCAACCCUUCUACAAGUGUAAUUCCUAUAUAGGUUUUCGUUUGCCUUAUGUUAAAUGGUUAACCUUCGUCUAAACAAAUUGUUCUAUUUUGUUGCACUAGUUGUUCAUAUCAGUUGUUAUGGGAUUAUAAAUUCUAUGUCAUGUUUUCGUUA
Pyrus x bretschneideri (Chinese white pear) is the source of this 1423-nucleotide messenger RNA. RefSeq lists its product as uncharacterized. NCBI's taxonomy places the organism in Eukaryota, Viridiplantae, Streptophyta, Magnoliopsida, Rosales, Rosaceae. The coding region runs from base 1 to 1149 and encodes 382 amino acids. The record is from RefSeq and is a predicted model, not a curated record. The transcript has 2 exons.